Nycticebus coucang (slow loris) is the source of this 1945-nucleotide messenger RNA. It is a transcript of the gene ADRA2A, whose product is annotated as adrenoceptor alpha 2A. Gene Ontology annotation, molecular function: alpha2-adrenergic receptor activity. Gene Ontology annotation, cellular component: membrane. The transcript has a single exon. The coding region runs from base 435 to 1805 and encodes 456 amino acids. The record is from RefSeq and is a predicted model, not a curated record. Lineage: Eukaryota; Metazoa; Chordata; Mammalia; Primates; Lorisidae. Gene Ontology annotation, biological process: adenylate cyclase-activating adrenergic receptor signaling pathway; platelet activation; regulation of vasoconstriction.
CACACGGUAAGACUUCUUGUUUUCGCUCAGGCUCAAGAGUCAUAAAUAUAAUAUAUAUUUAAUUUACUGUCACCCUUCCAAGUUAUCAGGCCACCGAUAAUUUUUUGUUCUCCCUUCUUGAAGAAUAAAUCUCUCUUUAUCUAUCGGCUCGCCCCACUCUCUCCCGCCGCUUAGAAAUAAAACUUGGCUGUGCUUCGGAGCUUGGAGCGGGAAGGCGCCCACCGGGAGCGUCCGAAGUGCAGGCCGGGCGCCGUUCGCCGGAGCCGGGCUCAUGGGCCGCUAGCGGUCCCCUAGCUUGGGCCCAGCCUCUUUGCGGACCCCUCCCUAUGUGAGCCGCGGCGGGGCGAGCGGGGCGCCGGAGGAAGAGGAGGACCCACGGGCGCCGGGCCGGAAGGCAGCUGGCAGCAGGCCCGGGCGAGCGGGCGUCUGCGUUCAUGUUCCGCCAGGAGCAGCCGCUGGCCGAGGGCAGCUUUGCGCCCAUGGGCUCCCUGCAGCUGGACGCGGGCAACGCGAGCUGGAACGGGACCGAGGUGCCGGGGGGCGGCGCCCGGGCCACCCCUUACUCCCUGCAGGUGACGCUGACACUGGUGUGCUUGGCCAGCCUGCUCAUGCUGUUCACUGUGUUCGGCAACGUGCUGGUCAUCAUUGCAGUGUUCACGAGCCGUGCGCUCAAGGCACCCCAAAACCUCUUCCUGGUGUCUUUGGCUUCGGCCGACAUCCUGGUGGCCACGCUGGUCAUCCCAUUCUCUCUGGCCAACGAGGUCAUGGGCUACUGGUACUUUGGCAAGGCGUGGUGCGAGAUCUACCUGGCGCUUGACGUGCUCUUCUGCACGUCGUCCAUCGUGCACCUGUGCGCUAUCAGCCUGGACCGGUACUGGUCCAUCACUCAGGCCAUCGAGUACAACCUGAAGCGCACGCCGCGCCGCAUCAAGGCCAUCAUCGUCACCGUGUGGGUCAUCUCGGCCGUCAUCUCCUUCCCGCCGCUCAUCUCCCUCGAGAAGAAGGGUAGCGGCGGCGGCCAGCAGCCGGCAGAGCCGCUCUGCGAGAUCAACAACCAGAAGUGGUACGUCAUCUCGUCUUGCAUCGGCUCCUUCUUUGCGCCCUGCCUCAUCAUGAUCCUGGUCUACGUGCGCAUCUACCAGAUCGCCAAGAGGCGCACCCGGGUGCCGCCCAGCCGCCGGGGUCCGGACGCCGCCGCCGCGCCGCCCAGGGGCGCCGAGCGCAGGCCCAAUGGCCUGAGCCCGGGGCGCGGCGCGGGCCCCGAGGGCGCGGAGGCCGAGCCGCUGCCCACCCAGCUCAACGGCGCCCCCGGGGAACCCGCGCCGGCUGGGGCGCGCGAGGCCGACGCGCUGGACUUGGAGGAGAGUUCGUCGUCUGAGCAUGCCGAGCGGCCCCCGGGGCCCCGCAGACCGGAGCGCAGACCCAAGGGCAAGGCCCGGGCGAGCCAGGUGAAGCCCGGGGACAGCCUGCCUCGGCGCGGGCCCGGGGCGGCCGGGCCGGGGGAGGAGCGCGGCGGGGCUACCAAGGCGUCGCGCUGGCGCGGGCGGCAGAACCGCGAGAAGCGCUUCACGUUCGUGCUGGCCGUGGUCAUCGGCGUGUUUGUGGUGUGCUGGUUCCCCUUUUUCUUCACGUACACGCUCACCGCGGUCGGCUGCUCUGUGCCGCGCACGCUCUUCCAGUUCUUCUUCUGGUUCGGCUACUGCAACAGCUCGCUGAACCCGGUGAUCUACACGAUCUUCAACCAUGACUUCCGCCGCGCUUUCAAGAGGAUCCUCUGCCGGGGUGACAGGAAGCGGAUCGUGUGAACGCUGCCGGACGCCCUGCGUGGAGAACUCCCGCCCGCCACGGACACCCCGCCGCCAGGAGGGGCGCGUCGACCCCUGCACUCGAAAACCCAAACUCUGCCCACUCGGAGUUUCCUGACUUGGGGGUUGCUCUGCGGCUU